CUUUCAUACUCCCUUCACCAUGCUAUUCCUCCUCCUCCUCCCCCUCCUCGCCCUUAACGCCCUUUCCUCCCCAACACCCGACCUCUUACCCCGCGACCCUGCCCUAAAACCCUACCAACUCCGAGGCGUCCAGUCCCCUAUCUUCCACCUCUAUCUCCAAUCCCUGCCCUCCUCCAAAUCGACCCCAGUAAUGGGCCCCGAAUCCUCCUCCGAAUACUUCAACCUCGAUUCUUCCAUUCAAAGCUUGAAUUCUAGUUUGUAUUUGAAUAUUGGGCCCAAGGUUGAUGGGAAGAGUUAUUUGCCGUUGAGCCUUGAUGCUACGAGUAAUACAACUGCGUGGGCGUUGGAGGGUGAUACGGUUAUUACUUCCACGGCGAGUACUUAUGGCAGACAACUGAACUUCCUGGCUUGUGCGUCGAGCACGAGUGGAUACUAUACCAUUUAUCUACAAACUGGCAGUGAUGUACCAAGUGGGGUAACUUGCAGCAAUUACCAGACAAUCCAUACGCCCUGUCUCUGCUAGGAUUUGAUUCAAUUGAGAAUCUGCGCACCGAGAGAAAGUCGCCGCCAUGGAGCUUGGAGGUCGAAUACGGGGCGAAAAGAAUAGGCAGACUUCAGUGCAGAUAUUCAAAAUCAAACAACCCAUCAUAUCGUCCAAACAUUGAAUUCUCAUAAAUUCAUAACC
Mollisia scopiformis is the source of this 685-nucleotide messenger RNA. RefSeq lists its product as uncharacterized. The transcript has 2 exons. The record is from RefSeq and is a predicted model, not a curated record. Bases 20 to 523 code for a protein of 167 amino acids. Lineage: Eukaryota; Fungi; Ascomycota; Leotiomycetes; Helotiales; Mollisiaceae.